Molecule: messenger RNA, 1235 nt
Organism: Cucurbita maxima (winter squash)
Lineage: Eukaryota; Viridiplantae; Streptophyta; Magnoliopsida; Cucurbitales; Cucurbitaceae
Product: actin-1
Exons: 4
Coding region: 1-1134 (377 amino acids)
Cellular component (GO): cytoplasm
Source: RefSeq, a predicted model, not a curated record
AUGGCAGAUGCAGAGGACAUUCAGCCUCUUGUGUGCGACAAUGGAACAGGAAUGGUUAAGGCUGGAUUUGCUGGGGAUGAUGCUCCCCGGGCAGUCUUCCCUAGCAUCGUCGGCCGUCCUCGUCACACCGGUGUGAUGGUUGGCAUGGGCCAGAAAGAUGCUUAUGUUGGUGAUGAGGCUCAAUCCAAGCGUGGUAUUUUGACCCUGAAAUACCCAAUUGAGCAUGGUAUUGUGAGCAACUGGGAUGACAUGGAAAAAAUCUGGCAUCACACCUUCUAUAAUGAGCUUCGUGUUGCCCCAGAGGAGCAUCCUGUACUCCUAACUGAGGCUCCUCUUAACCCCAAAGCUAACCGUGAAAAGAUGACACAAAUCAUGUUUGAGACAUUCAACACUCCUGCCAUGUAUGUAGCUAUUCAAGCUGUCCUCUCACUCUAUGCCAGUGGUCGAACGACUGGCAUUGUGAUGGACUCUGGUGAUGGUGUUAGUCAUACAGUCCCCAUCUAUGAGGGUUAUGCUCUUCCGCAUGCCAUUCUUCGACUCGACCUUGCUGGCCGUGAUCUUACUGAUAACUUGAUGAAAAUUCUCACGGAGCGUGGAUAUUCAUUCACUACCACAGCAGAGCGGGAAAUUGUGAGGGAUAUGAAGGAAAAACUUUCAUAUAUUGCCCUUGACUACGAGCAGGAACUUGAAACAUCCAAAACCAGUUCAUCAGUUGAGAAGAGCUAUGAGUUGCCUGAUGGACAAGUCAUCACAAUCGGUGCCGAGCGUUUUAGAUGCCCGGAAGUUCUUUUCCAGCCAUCCAUGAUCGGAAUGGAAGCUGCAGGUAUUCAUGAAACCACAUAUAAUUCUAUCAUGAAGUGCGACGUAGAUAUCAGGAAGGAUCUGUAUGGCAACAUUGUCCUCUCUGGUGGUUCGACCAUGUUUACGGGCAUCGCCGAUAGAAUGAGCAAGGAAAUCUCUGCAUUGGCUCCAAGUAGCAUGAAGAUCAAGGUGGUGGCACCUCCAGAGAGAAAAUACAGUGUCUGGAUCGGUGGUUCCAUCUUGGCUUCUCUGAGUACCUUCCAGCAGAUGUGGAUUGCAAAGGCAGAGUACGACGAAUCUGGGCCGUCGAUUGUCCACAGAAAAUGCUUCUAAAAUGACAAAGAAACAGAACGGUUAAGAAGACAUGGGAGUACUUGUAGUCCUUUUUGUUCUAGCUUUUAUUGUUUUAGUAUUGAAAUAAUUGAUUUGAAGAA